AUGGAACAAGACGAUUGGACUGAUUACUUCGGAGUUCAAUACAAUAUAUCCCAACCAAUGAUACGAACAGACUCCAAAUAUGUUGAUUCACAACUCAAAAUUAACAACAGUUUUACUUUCAACACGACUGAUGUAACUGAGUUUUAUAAGAACUUCACCAACGACGAUUACUGCACAUCGAAUAAUUCUCAUUCAUAUUUAAAUGUUACCUGCGAAUUUCCUAUAAGUUAUGCUGAACCUAUGUAUGGAUACAUAGCACCGUUUCUACUCGCGACCACAAUUGUUGCGAACACUUUAAUAGUUGUUGUCCUUUCUCGACGUCAUAUGCGAACUCCAACAAAUGUUGUACUUAUGGCCAUGGCAUUAUGCGAUAUGUUCACCAUGCUUUUCCCGGCACCGUGGCUAUUUUAUAUGUAUACUUUUGGCAACCAUUACAAACCAUUGAGUCCUGUCCACGCGUGUCAGGCUUGGCAUUACAUGAAUGAGGUGAUCCCUGCAAUGUUUCACACGGCUAGUAUAUGGCUCACUCUAGCUCUAGCAGUUCAACGAUAUAUCUACGUUUGUCAUGCACCUGUAGCUAGGACAUGGUGCACAAUGCCUAGAGUCAAGAAGUGUCUGAUUUAUAUCGGAGUAGCAGCCUUCCUUCAUCAGCUACCCCGGUUUUUCGAUCACCAAUACAUCCCCCAUCUAACUUAUUGGCGAGGGCAUAUGGAACACGUAUGCGAGGUGGAGAUAGCGCCCUGGGUGAAAACAAUCUCUUUGGAUGCAUACUUCAUCACCUACUUCGCAUUCAGAGUUCUAUUCGUUCACUUAAUACCGUGUACGUCUCUCGUCGUUCUGAAUGUGCUGCUGUUUCGAGCGAUGAGAACAGCACAAAUAAAUAGACAGAAAUUGUUCAAAGAAAACCGAAAGUCCGAAUGCAAGAGACUCAGAGAUUCGAACUGCACAACGCUUAUGCUUAUUGUCGUAGUAACAGUUUUUCUUAUGGUAGAAAUACCAGUAGCCGUUGUGACUAUACUACAUAUUAUAUCGAGUACAAUCGUUGAAAUUCUAGACUACCAUAUUGCAAAUAUUUUGAUAUUAAUAACGAACUUUUUUAUAAUCGUUUCCUAUCCCAUAAAUUUUGCUAUCUACUGCGGCAUGUCGAGACAAUUUAGGGAGACAUUUAAAGAAUUAUUUAUCAGAGGAGCUGUCACAAGUCGUAAUGGAGGUUCGAGCAGAUAUUCCUUAGUUAACGGCCCUAGAACUUGCACUAAUGAAACUGUACUGUAA
Messenger RNA from Danaus chrysippus (African queen), 1272 nucleotides. The record is from the annotation of a GenBank genome assembly. Lineage: Eukaryota; Metazoa; Arthropoda; Insecta; Lepidoptera; Nymphalidae.